Penicillium subrubescens is the source of this 3277-nucleotide messenger RNA. RefSeq names its product translation initiation factor 2. The transcript is spliced from 3 exons. Gene Ontology annotation, molecular function: GTP binding; translation initiation factor activity; GTPase activity. Lineage: Eukaryota; Fungi; Ascomycota; Eurotiomycetes; Eurotiales; Aspergillaceae. Gene Ontology annotation, biological process: translational initiation. The record is from RefSeq and is a predicted model, not a curated record. Bases 64 to 3051 code for a protein of 995 amino acids.
ACGAACUGGAUCUCGCUGGAUUUCAUUGGAAUCCGAUGAGGAAGGCUUGUUGCUAUUAUCGCUAUGCACCGCCGAGUAGUCUGGAGGCUCUCGCGCCGCGUUGAUUUAUCGACAUCCACCACUCUAUCCUCCCCGAUUCUACCAUCUUCACGGACAUUUCGGUCCUCCGCAAGCCGGUUAAACUCUGAGAAUGGCGCUGGAGAUGGGAAUAGUGAUGGCGCAGCUCCAAGCGCACCAUCGCCAGCGCCCAAGUUUGGAAACCGAUGGGGCGCCAGACAGGCAUCCAAGCCAACUGGCCUAAGCCCAGCGGAACAGGCCUUGCGCGAUGCCAUCAUGGCCAGGAGUAAACCGCCUCCUCCUCCACCAGAAGCUCCGAAAGGUCCAGAUCCCGAAAAAAGAAUCCCAGGCACGCAAUUCUACGUCAACAGCCAAGGCAAGCAAGCCUUCGCCCGCUCCGCGAACCAUCCCGUCGACCACCAGCACUUGCACAACAGAGUCGCCCGACAUUUGAGGGGUUCCUCCCGAACAGAAAACAGACCAUCUCGAGGCAAUCGUGAGUGGACUUGUCAAAGUUGCAACAAGGUCGUCUUUGCGAAGCAUAAGGUUUGUCCGUUCUGCCAAACAGCGCGACAGGAUGCUCCUCGACCACCCAGACAGGAACAGCAACCAAAGAAAAAGGACUGGGAUUGUCCUGACUGCGGACAUUUUAACUUUGCAAGGCGGGACGCAUGUACCUCAUGUGGUAACCCCAGGCCCGACGCGCAACCUUCGGAGACAAGUACAUCGAGGAGGGAGUCAACACGCACUGGCAAGCUGCACAGUCUCGGCCAGUCUAUUCUUGCUGAGGCCGGCGAAGAAAAUUCGUCCUCAGCUUGGGGAUCACGAAAAACUCAAAAUGAUCGGACAAGUCGGCACGGGGCACCAACCAGGAUAUCGCAAAGUGAAGGCCGCGAAAGCCGUGGGCAAGAUGAGACAAAGAAGGACCGGAAGGUUGAAGAGAAAAACGAGAAAGAGAAAGAACUCGACAAGAAGGAUCAAUGGUCUUGGGAUAUGUCUGCCUUGGAUCAGCUGCAAUCUAUGGAAGCGCCACCAACACCUGUCGAUGUGCAGAAGAAACCCAAGAAACGCGAUGGACGGAAGGACCGUGGAUCAUCCGAGGAGGGUGAUUUUGAUCCCGAGGACCGUAAGCGUCGUCGCGACAAGCGCCAGAAGAAGGCGAAGGAGGAGGUUACGGCUACUCCCCUUCACCUGCCCGAGUUCAUCAGUGUCAGUAAUUUGGCCGAUGUCAUCGGCGUGCGACAGGCCGAGUUCGUGGCCCGCAUGGAAGAUAUGGGCUUUGAGGACGUGACCUAUAACCAUGUCUUGGACGCUGAGACCGCCGGUCUGGUGGCCGCCGAGUUCAACUAUGAAGCCAUUUUCGACACUGGGGCUGAUGAUAUUGAGGCCGCACCGGUGCCCGAAGAUGCAUCUGAUUUGCCCCCUCGCCCGCCGGUCGUGACGAUUAUGGGUCACGUUGACCACGGUAAAACCACUAUCCUGGAUUGGCUGCGAAAGUCGUCAGUGGCAGCCACUGAGCACGGUGGUAUCACCCAGCACAUUGGUGCCUUCUCUGUGGCGAUGCCCUCUGGAAAGACAAUCACCUUCUUGGACACCCCCGGCCAUUCUGCAUUCUUGGAAAUGCGUAAGCGUGGUGCUGAUGUGACUGAUAUUGUCGUUCUCGUCGUGGCCGCGGAUGACAGUGUCAAGCCGCAGACCAUCGAGGCUAUUAAGCAUGCCACGCAAGCCAACGUUCCUAUCAUCGUUGCGAUCAGUAAAAUUGACAAGGAAGGCCGCAACCCCGAGCGGGUAAAGCAAGAUCUCUCGGUCCACGGCGUUCAUGUUGAAGACUACGGUGGUGAUGUUCAAGCAAUUGGUGUGAGCGGUAAGACGGGCGAGGGCAUGAUCGAGCUCGAGGAGGCCAUUGGUGUCCUCUCUGAGAUGCAGGACCACCGUGCUGACACGGCCUGCAACGCUGAAGGCUGGGUCAUCGAGGCGACCACCAAGAGCUACGGUCGCGUGGCUUCUGCUCUUAUCCGUCGCGGUACCCUCCGGCCUGGCGAUGUGAUUGUUGCUGGUCAAACUUGGGCUCGCGUGCGCACCCUUCGCAAUGAAGCUGGUCUGUCGAUCGAUGAAGCUACUCCUGGCAUGCCGGUCGAGAUUGACGGCUGGAGAGAUCAGCCAGUCGCUGGAACGGAGAUUCUGCAGGCCCCAACUGAGCAGAAGGCCAAGGACGUUGUGGCAUAUCGCCAGGAUCGUGCAGACACCCAAAAGCUGGGUGAGGAUAUGGUUGCCAUCAACGAGGCUCGACGUGAGCUUCUUGAAAAACGCAGACAGGAAGAUCAAGACUCGGAUGACGCUGCCAGCGCCCCUGUCGAGGCGUCCGGCCCCAAGGCAAUCAACUUCAUUAUCAAGGCCGAUGUAGACGGCUCCGCCGAGGCCGUUCUCAACUCAAUCGCUGCUGUUGGCAACAACGAAGUUUACGCAAACAUCUUGCGCUCUGGUGUUGGCCCCGUAACCGAGUUCGAUAUUGAACACGCAGCCAGCGCCAAGGGUAAGAUCAUUUCGUUCAACAUGCCCAUCGACCCCAACAUGUCACGCCUCGCCGAACAGGAGUCUGUGACAAUCAUGGAUCACAACAUCAUCUAUAAGCUCAUCGACGACGUGAAGGACGUUCUGAGCGAGCAUCUGGCGCCUACCGUGACUCAGCGUGUGACGGGUGAAGCCGAAGUUGGUCAAAUUUUCGAGAUCACCGUCAAGGGUCGCGACAAGACGUCUAUCGCUGGAUGUCGUGUGCGUAACGGUUUGGUCAACAAGACUAAGAAGGUCCGAGUGAUCCGCGGCAACCAGACCGUCUAUGAUGGCACCAUGACCUCGCUGAAGAACGUCAAGAAGGACGUUACCGAAAUGCGCAAGGACACUGAGUGUGGUAUCGCUUUCGACGGCUGGACCGACUUUGCUGUCGGCGAUCACAUCCAGUGCUACGAAGAGAUCUUUGAAAAGCGUCAUCUGUGAGAUGAUCAUUGAUGCUCUUUCUUUUCACAAGCUUCAUGCGACUCUCUGUCGCUGUAUUUUUAGACUUCGGUCCCCCUUUCCCCCUUCUCUCCUGUCUUUUUCACCUUCAUCUUGUACCUAUAUACAUGCCUUGCAUCUUGGGAUCGGGCGUUGUUCCAUUUACACUACACCAUUUGCUGGAAACAGUCACGCUUGAUAUGGAGAUAGAUGCAAUCAUAAUACAUGU